This is a messenger RNA of Paralichthys olivaceus (Japanese flounder), 1215 nucleotides long. Lineage: Eukaryota; Metazoa; Chordata; Actinopteri; Pleuronectiformes; Paralichthyidae. The record is from RefSeq and is a predicted model, not a curated record.
UGGAGACCGACCAUCAGUCACUCUGACUUCCAGAAACUUCUACACAAUUUGACGGCUGUCAAGAUCCGAGGCACCUACAGUGAACGGAGUGCUGGUUACCUCGAUGACGUCUCCUUGGUAACAGCGAGGCGGGGCCCAGGUGUGCCGGCCCGCUGGGUCGAGCAGUGCACCUGUCCUCAGGGUUACCAGGGUCAACACUGUGAGCAGUGCACUCUGGGAUACCGCCGCGCCCGCCCAGAGCUUGGCGCCUUCAGCUCCUGUGAACCCUGCAACUGUAACGGACACAGUGACGCCUGCGACCCAGCCACAGGAGCGUGCGACUGUCUGCACAACACGGCCGGUUUGAGCUGUGAGCGCUGCAAAGACGGCUUCUAUGGCGACGCCACCAAGGGAACGUCUGACGACUGUCAGCUGUGUCCCUGCCCCGCCGGAGCCACCUGCGCCGUUGUUCCCAAAACCAGAGAGGUCGUCUGCACCAACUGUCCCGCCGGGACCACAGGUAAGCGCUGCGAGCUCUGCGACGACGGUUUCUUCGGAGACCCUCUGGGCCAGAACGGCCCGGUUCGAGCCUGCCGAGCCUGCAAGUGCAGCGACAACAUCGACCCCAACGCCGUCGGCAACUGCAACCGUGAAACCGGCGAAUGCCUGAAGUGCAUCUACAACACUGAUGGCUUCUUCUGCGACCGCUGCAAGGAGGGUUUCUAUGGCAAAGCCACCAACCCCACGGACAAGUGCAAACCCUGCUCCUGUUCUCCGUACGGGACGGUGGGUCGACAGACCAGCUGCUCUCAGGUCACCGGUCAAUGCCCGUGUCUCCCCAACGUCGCCGAGCGCGACUGCAGCGCCUGCGAGCCCGGCUUCUUCAACCUGCAGAGCUCCAACGGCUGCGAGCGGUGUAACUGUAACCCGAUUGGCUCCACCAACGGUCAGUGUGACAUCACUACAGGCCAGUGCGAGUGUCAGCCCGGCAUCACAGGGCUGCACUGCGAACGCUGCGAGGUCAACUUCUUCGGCUUCAGCUCGUCCGGCUGCAAACCAUGUGACUGCGACCCUGAGGGCUCUCAGUCGGGUCAGUGUAAAGACGACGGACGCUGCGAGUGUCGUCCGGGCUUCGUCGGAGCUCGAUGUGACAUGUGUGAGGAGAAUUACUUCUACAACCGCACGGUGCCGGGCUGCCAGCAGUGUCCUUCCUGCUACAGUCUGGUCAGAGACAAG